AUCUUGGGCCAUACCCUAGUUCAUCAAAACCCAGAACCCGCUAAACUAUAAAUAAGCCUCGCACAAGGCACAACACUAUUGUAUGAUUCACAACUCAGAAAGUCAGAAACUCUUCUUGUAUUCUCUUUGAUCAUUCUUACGAAUUUUUACCAACCCCGAAGUUUUUCUCGCGAGGUUUUCACUACUCAGAGUAUCAUGGAUGUAAAAUUUGCGAGAAGGAAUGAACGAAUUGGUGGGACAACAUGUGUCUAUUGGCUAGCUGGGAGAUGCAACAGAAAUCCUUGCAGGUUCUUGCACAGUGGAACACCCUCACUUCAUACUACCUAUCAUAAUUCCAAUACUGCUCAUAGAUAUGGAAAAAGGACUCAUUCCUCAUCUGAGAACACCCCCAGAUAUGACAAAAAGUCAGUGUUGGUUAGAAAAAGUGAAGACAGAGAUGGAACGAGUGUUGCUAAGGCUUCCAAGAAACCAUCACCAUCAUCAACUGUAUGUAAAUACUGGAUAAACAACAAUUGUGUCCAUGGUGAAAAGUGUCAGAAUGUGCAUUCAUGGUUUUGUGGUGAUGGGUUUUCCAUAUUGGCAAAGCUUCAACAGCACAAAAAGGUUAUCACUGGCAUUGUGCUUCCUGUUGGAUCCGACAAACUUUAUUCUGGCUGUACUGAUGGGACAGUUUGUAUAUGGGACUGCCAUACUGGUCAGUGUGUUAGAGUCAUAAAUCUUGGUGCUGAAGUCACAUCUUUAAUCAAUGAGGGGCCAUGGAUUUUUGUUGGUUUAAAAAAUGCUGUCAAGGCUUGGAAUAUUCAGAACAUUACGGAGUUUACUCUCAAUGGACCUAAAGGAAGAGUCCUUGCCAUGACUGUUGGCAAUGAUACACUUUUUGCUGGAGCCGAGGAUGGUGCCAUUGCUGCCUGGAGAGGAAGCUCUGAAGCUAAGUCUCCUUUUGAACUGGUUGCUUCACUAACUGGUCACACUAAAGCAGUGGUUUGCCUGACUGUUGGAGGAGGCAAGAGGCUGUACUCAGGGUCCAUGGACCACAGCAUAAAGGCCUGGGACAUGGACACAUUACAGUGUACAAUGACACUCAAUGAGCAUACUGAUGUAGUCACAUCCCUUAUUUGUUGGGACCAAUUUUUGUUAUCAAGUUCAUCUGACUGCACAACUAAGGUCUGGGCUGCUUUUGAAGAGGGAACAUUGAAAGUGACAUAUACACACAAAGAGGAAGAUGGUGUUGUUUCGCUUUUUGGGAUGGCUGAUGCAGAAGGCAAGCCAAUAUUGUGUUGCUCAUGCAGAGACAGUUCAGUUCGGUUGUAUGAAUUGCCAUCAUUUUUAGAGAGGGGUCGUUUAUUUGGUAAGAAAGAGGUUGCAUCAAUUGAGUUAGGUCCUGGUGGGCUCUUCUUCACCGGAGAUGGGACUGGCUUGCUGACGGUGUGGAAAUGGUUGGAGCAACCCAACGUGGCAUCCUCUUGAGUUGUGUUCCUAUUCUCAUGAUUCAUGAACUUCCCGGAUAUGAUUUAUGUUACGCAUUGCCUCCUCUUGAGGCACGUGGGACAAUAGUGAACUUAUUUCUCUUAAGCUUUGUAAAAUAGAAAUUUAUAUCACAUGAAAAAUUCCAAUUCAGUUUUUCUCAUUCUUCUCUACUUUGUUCAUUCUUGUUACCAAAUGUAAUCAAUCGUCUUGUACCUUCAUAAAUAUACAGAUAAAUUUUUAUGUUGAAUUA
Molecule: messenger RNA, 1717 nt
Organism: Cajanus cajan (pigeon pea)
Lineage: Eukaryota; Viridiplantae; Streptophyta; Magnoliopsida; Fabales; Fabaceae
Source: RefSeq, a predicted model, not a curated record